UGAACAAGUCCACAAGGAAGAGACGAAUUUAUUUGAAUCCUGUUUACGAUUGCCUUAUAUAUCAACUAACAACCUCACGGAAAUGCUCUUGGGAACCAUUCAAAUUACUGGCGAAGAUCUUAGGGACGCCGAGGUCAAGGGAAUUUGUGACUCGCUGCACGACAACAGCAUUCGAAUCCUGUCUCUACGGGGCUGUAGAAUUCAUGACGAAGAUUUCAAGAAGUUGAUGGACAGUUUGAAAGAAUGCGAAUCUCUUGCUCAGCUUAAUUUAAACUUGGGAGUAUGCAACGGAAAGCACCGAAUCAAAUGGCUCUCCGAGGCUUUGGUUGCUAAUAAAUAUCUCACAUCGUUGUUGUAAGUACAACCAUUCGAUUUAGCUUGUACUUUAACUUACAACCACCACUUUACACUAACUUGUAGUGAUGAAGUCGACAAGAGUUAUCAUUCUUUGCCCGACUUACAGUAUGUCGUGCUUCACAGCACCUUUCAAAUGAAUUUUUAUCUUAAAAUUGUUUGGAGAGAUGCCGCAAGUUUUCUCAAGAACACAUGCAAAGCUUUCAGUUAAGUGAAACUUAACAGUUCAGUAAAUAGGUCUAUUGAAACAUUUCUCUAUAAGUGUAUUUCCUUUGAAAUCAUACUGAAACAAUCCAAUGAUUCAGGUUUAGCGGUUCUCCUUCCAUGCCCGUCCAAAAUUCUCUUAUUCAGCAAAAUUCAGUCUUUUUCUGUUCCCUGAGAAAUUUUCCAUAAAUCAACACCAAGAGCAGGUAAGUGUUAUUACACCGACAACACCACCUCCUUUCUCCUUCCUGCUAAAGAUUCUUUUGGAGUCCACACAGAAAUACUCAUAUUGGGGUUGGGAGAUGUAGAUGGCUGGAAGUUUCUCAUAUGUUUCAAUCAUUAUAUUUUGCAUUUGUAGCUUGCAUGGUACAUCCCUUGGAGAUGAGGGCCUGGAGUGUUUGAUGCCUGCUCUUCAGAUACAUCCCAGACUGCAAUCUCUGGAUUUUGGUGAUUGCCAACUCAGAGAUGAUGGUAUCAAACAAAUUUGUACACUUCUUCCCUCAACAGAAGGAAAAGAGGGACUAGUUGAACUUACACUGUCAGCAAACCAUGGAGUUACUCAUCUGGGAUGGACCCAGCUUGCCAUAGCCAUUGCUGCAAAUUCACAGUUACGAAAUCUUUAUAUUGACUACAACAACAUUGGUGAUUAUGGUGCUGGUGUGCUUUCUGUUGCCCUGGCUGCAAGCUCUUCACUAGAAAUUGUCGAUUUGGAAGGAUGUGGGGUGAGUGAAAAGGGAGCAGAGAUGUUUUUUGCUGUUAUUGCUAAUUACCCCACAAAAAUGCAAGAACUUGUUUUGUUUGAAAACAAUGUCAGUGCAGAACUUAUUGGUCAGAUCAAUGACUGUUUGAGUCAGAAGUCUCAAGGCUCUACAGACGGCCAGGAAAGUCCUGAAAAAUCACUUGAGGAUGAUCACAGCAACCAGGUUGCUUGCUGAUCAGGAAGUAUAUUUAGUUUAUUGAAAUAAGUUUCAUAGUCUGCUUAAAGGCGGGAACGUUCAAGGACAGAAAUCUGACCUGUGAAACUGAAUCGCUUCAUCCGGUGAUGGGAUCUUGCUUUUUUAUGUUUAAAAGAGGCAAAAUCAUCAUCAUUAUGAUGGUAGUCCAGUUGAUUGGAGACUGACUUUUCUUGUCAUGUGAACCUUUCAGCCUAAAGAAGUGUUUACCAAUGUAACCUCUUACAUUUUCCAUCUACUAAUGAUGGUAAUGGACCAAAAAAUUAGUCAAGGGUUGCCAUCUUAGUUGAUACAACUCCAAAUCCUCUUAUCAAGUAAUUUCUAACAAAAUGAAUGGCAUACAGCUUGAAAGAAACAUUUUCAUUUGAGACGGUCUAACCAUCCAGGUCCAGGUUUGAGACUCAGCAAGGUCAUAGUAUUACAGCAGGACAUUUAACUUCCACAGUGACUCUCUCCACCCCAGAUAUAAAUGGAUACUGGCAAAUUCUGAAGGAAAGCUGAAUAAAGCCUUUAUGAGGGUAGCCUGUGAUGGACUCGCAUCCUAUCCAUAUUAAAAAAAGCUUUCUUACAAAAUUAAAGCCACAUACCAAAUUAAUCAAAACUCUUAAUUUGCUGUUUAGUCCUAAACUCUUCUACUAUGUAUAACUGUGCAAGUAUAUUGUAUAUUUGACAAUUGUGACAUGUUUAUCAUAUGCUUCACCUACUCUGUAAUUGUCGUUAAAAGGAGAGAAAACAACUUGAAAGGAUUUAAUUCAUGACUUUGAAAUGCAGCUGACUUGUCAAGAGAUCAAACAUCAAAAUUUAUGGACUCUUUCAUAGGCUCUUGUGUGGCCAUUGUUUGGGAUGUCACACAACAUUUUUCUGGAAGGAAUCAGGGAAGUGUUGUUGUGUGACACCUAAAAAAAAAUGCAUUAAUGCAGACAAACCCAAAUAUUAUACUCAGCAGUUCAGCAGAUAUUGAGAAUGCAUGGAAAAACUUGAUUUCAUAAAUUUAAAAGCUACCAUGUAA
This is a messenger RNA of Pocillopora meandrina, 2520 nucleotides long. The record is from the annotation of a GenBank genome assembly. NCBI's taxonomy places the organism in Eukaryota, Metazoa, Cnidaria, Anthozoa, Scleractinia, Pocilloporidae.